AUGGCGAAAAGAGUAGCUGUAGGCCAACUAACCAGCGAUAACGUACUUGAUGAGGAUACAGAAGAAAUAACCCAUACUCCAAGUAUCGCUUCAUUUUCCGUAAUGAGCGGGAGAAAAAUAGCUAUGCCUAAGAGGAAAAUGAUGUCCUUUACUACUCCAAAAGGUGACUCCAUAGCUGCAAAUGCCUUCAGUAGCUUCAAGAACAAACAAACUCUAUCAAGUACGACGAAUGAAAACGCCAAAUUUAAGGCUUUAAAUUUACAAUUCAAAGAUAAGAUUGUUCAAUGUGUUGCCAAUGAUCCAAUUGCAGAUUUAUCACCAAUCUUUGUUAAAUAUGAAACGUUCAGAAAAUCAAUUAAAGGAACUCCUACGGAUGUUUCACCAGCAGUUCAAACUUCAACUAUUAGUCCACCAAAACGAACUGUAGCCACCAAUUCGUCAGAGGCUAUAGAUGAAGACUCUUCUUCGUCAGAAGAAGAAGAAAAGGAAAUAAAAGUGGAAGGGCCAUCAUUUACCAUUGCAUCAAAACCCAUAACAGGUGAUUCAGUGUUUUCGUUUGGUCCAAAGAAACAAGAGCCAAAAAAUGAUAGUGAUAGUGAAAGUGAGGUUGAAAUUAAAGGUCCACAAUUUACGUUUACUGGGGAGGUUAAGAGUAAUGUCUUUAAGUUACCAGAAACAUCUAAAUUGACAGAUAAAACUGUUAAUAAUCAAACUGAAAAGAAGACAUCACCUUUCACGUUCUCCACAACUGGCCCAAGUAGUACGGUAGCUACUACUGAAUCAACUCCAAACCCUGACUUAGCAGAUACCAAAGAAGCGGGGUUUUCCCUUGACAGCAAAGUCGAGGCUCCAAGCGGUGGUUCUAUUGAAAGUAAACCAUUCACAUUUGGAGCAUCUAUUGCUGCAUCUGCAGAAUCUAAACCCAAUCUUUUUGCAUCCAAUGGACCUAUUAUAGAUUUUAAGAAGGAAGAAAGCAAGCUAAAUCCGUUUUCUUUAGGCAAUUCUACCUCAGCGAUUGAUACCUCAACUUCGAAAUCUGCUUUCUCCUUUGAUUCUACAACUAAGAACGUAAAUGAAGACGUAACUACUGAAAAUAAGACACCGUCCUUUAGCUUUAGCAAGAAUAUGAACAAAUCCGAUAAGGCUUCUCCAGAAGACGUGAAAACUCCAUCCUUUACAUUUGGUAAAGCGCCUACCAGCUCCACAGAGAAGAUCAUUCCUUCGUUUUCUUUUGGUAAAACAGAACUCCCCUCUACUGAUAAUAAAGUAGAAGUUAAGAAACCAUCAUUUACAUUUGGAAAGACUGAGAAACCAACGGAUUCAGAGUCACCUGAAGUUAAGGAUGAGAAAGAUACAACUUCUAAACCAUCAUUUACUUUUGGAACUUCAACUUCGUCAGACUCCCGCCCCGCAUUCUCCUUCGGAUCUAAUCAACAAACAAAUGCCCAAGCACCAUCUUUUAGUUUUGGAAAGACUACCGAUACUCCAAAGGAAGAAAGUAAAGAUGAAACAGGUAGCAAAUCGUUGUUUACUUUUGGAAAGACUACUGAUAUUCCAAAGGAAGAAAACAAGGACGAAACAACCACGAAACCGUCGUUCACCUUUGGCACAGCUUCUACUACCGCACCUUCAUUUACUUUUGGAAACCCAAAGACGGAAACGAGUAUAAUGGAAGAAACAAAACCAGUUCCUUCCGCCGGAUUCAAGUUCUCCCUGCCUUAUGAACAAAAGACAUCAGACGAUGCAACACAAGAUAAAGCUGAACCAACCACCGACGUUGCUGAUGAAAAUGCCACAGUAGAGGAAGCUUCGAAACCUUUGGAUUUACAAAAUGGAGAAGAAGACGAAACCGCAUUAUUCACACAAAGAUCCAAGCUAAUGAUCUUCAAUCCAGAAACAAAGCAGUAUGAUUCCCGUGGUGUUGGUGAAAUGAAAGUACUACAAAGGAAAGAUGAUAAAUCAAAGAUCAGAUUACUUUGUAGGUCAGAUGGAAUGGGGCAUAUAUUACUGAACACAACUGUUGUUAAAUCAUUCAGUUACGCACCUUUAGCAGAAGAUAACGACAAUUUAGUCAAAACUCCAACUGUUGAUUCUGAGGGUAAAUUGACUACAUACAUUGUUAAGUUCAAAUUGAAAUCAGAUGGCCGUUCAUUCAUUAAAUCGAUUGAAGAUGCAAAGAAAGACAUGUGA
Molecule: messenger RNA, 2190 nt
Organism: Naumovozyma dairenensis CBS 421
Lineage: Eukaryota; Fungi; Ascomycota; Saccharomycetes; Saccharomycetales; Saccharomycetaceae
Gene: NUP2
Product: nucleoporin NUP2
Exons: 1
Coding region: 1-2190 (729 amino acids)
Biological process (GO): protein import into nucleus; protein export from nucleus
Cellular component (GO): nuclear pore; cytoplasm
Molecular function (GO): structural constituent of nuclear pore; GTPase activator activity
Source: RefSeq, a predicted model, not a curated record